Messenger RNA from Acyrthosiphon pisum (pea aphid), 874 nucleotides. RefSeq lists its product as uncharacterized. The record is from RefSeq and is a predicted model, not a curated record. The coding region runs from base 370 to 864 and encodes 164 amino acids. Lineage: Eukaryota; Metazoa; Arthropoda; Insecta; Hemiptera; Aphididae. The transcript is spliced from 4 exons.
UAUUCUAGAUUCAUAUAAUUAUUAUGUUGAUAUUUUAUAACAACGCGUAAUUUACCAAUUUAUAAAUAGCUAUACGCAGUGCGAGUGUCCCGUCGCAGGGUAUCGGUAAACAUAUUAUUAUUAUUAAAACACGCUUACGCGCAGCAGUCGGAACUAUAAUAAUCAGCGCCCAGCGGACAUUUCAGUAUUUCACGCAAUUCAUAUUUCACAUUUCGCUUUGGAGUUUGGACAUUUGGACUGCGACACUGCGUUCUCAAACGCAUAUUAUAAUAUUAACGUCAUAGGUAUUUUAUUUAUUUUUUACGUAUUCGCUAUACGAUUACGGAUUAAAUAAGGAUUGAGUAAGCACGUAAUUCUCACUUGGCUGUAAUGUGGGCUGUUGUCCAUUUUUCUUUUGACAACUCUGUCGAAGCAGUGCCAUCAUAUUGGCUAAGUAAAGAUAGCCGUUUAUGUGCUUGGCCAAACAAUGAUAAUUUAGCUAAAAAAAUGAGAGCCAACAGAACAGCACCCAAUAAAUUAGAAUUCACAUAUUAUAAAUGUAGAGUUAUAUCUAAAAAUAUUGAAUCUUUGGUUGAUGCUCAGCUUAAAGCUGAUAAAGCACAGUAUACAUCAGAUGUUUCUGACUUAGAUAACCGUAAAAAAAAAGAUAAAAAAAAGUAUUCAUCGGUAAAAUUUGCUCCUGAAAAAAAUCAAAAAAACAAUAAUACUACGUUUCCAGUUUCAGUUUCAAAGUCAAAAAACACUGAUGAGUCAUUAAAAAAAAACAAUGAUGUUUUAAAUGAAAUUAAUGAGAUUACUGAAUCCCAUUCAUCAGAAGUCUGUAAGUCAAAUUUUUUUUUGUGUCUAAAUAGCAAUAUAAUUUAAUUAAUUAAUU